Acipenser ruthenus (sterlet) is the source of this 2922-nucleotide messenger RNA. Its product is annotated as apoptosis-inducing factor 1, mitochondrial-like. The record is from RefSeq and is a predicted model, not a curated record. Gene Ontology annotation, molecular function: NAD(P)H oxidase H2O2-forming activity; FAD binding; protein dimerization activity. The transcript is spliced from 19 exons. Lineage: Eukaryota; Metazoa; Chordata; Actinopteri; Acipenseriformes; Acipenseridae. Gene Ontology annotation, biological process: apoptotic process; mitochondrial respiratory chain complex assembly. The coding region runs from base 176 to 2248 and encodes 690 amino acids. Gene Ontology annotation, cellular component: mitochondrion; cytoplasm.
CUGUCUUUGUGGGCGGAGUUUGGCCGGGCGAGCAGAACCCGGCGUUCAGUGAGAGUACUGUGAGCGAGUUGAGUGCUGAGCUCCAGAGCUCCAGGACUGAGUAAGGCGUGCUGUGGUGGCGUGGACUGUACUUUACUAGUUGCACUGGGCAGCGUUGUGGCAGGAGUUUGCAAAUAUGUUGAAAUGCAGGACAGCCUGGCAGAAGCUGGCCCCAUUGGUCAGGCCUUCUUCCACAUUGUGCCGAAAAAGCGCAAAGCAGACAGUGCUGAAGUGUGAGAGUUCUUUUAGACCCAUGCAGAGGGCCUCCAUGUCAUCCGGGCCUCCAGGGGGAAGUAGCGAUAAUCUGCUAUACUAUCUACUUGUAGGAGGGACAGUUAUAGGUGGAGGUGUAUAUGCAUAUAGUACUUUACACGGGGAUAAAGUCCGGUACCAGGAAAGAAUAGCUGAAAUUGUUUCAAGGCAAAACAAGGAAUUGACCCCUACAGAGCUACAGCCUAUAGAGAAAGGUGAAGGUGGAUCAGAAAAGGAGUCAGAUCCCCAGAUUGCCAAAGAGGAGGCAGUUGUACCAGAAGAGGUACCUUGUGCUCCUGUUACUGAAGAAUCACCCCCUCAGCCCCUGGGAGACAACACCGAGACCCCAGCUGUUGAAGUUCCUGCCAUGGCUACUGAAGAAACAACUGCAAAAGUUUCAGAGACUGCCCCCCCUUCAGAAGCCCCACCUGUGGAAACCGAGCAGCCCCCCCUAGAAGCAGUUGAGAGUGCUCCAGAAACAGUUCCCCGUCCCGAGGUUCCUCCUCACGCUCCUUACCUUCUCAUUGGCGGUGGCACAGCCUCCUUCGCAGCAGCCAGGUCCAUCCGAGCUCGGGAUCCAGGAGCCAGAGUACUCAUUGUCUCUGAAGAAGCAGAGCUGCCGUACAUGCGUCCGCCUCUCUCGAAGGAGCUCUGGUUUUCUGAUGAUCCCAACGUGAACGAGACGUUACGGUUUAAACAGUGGAAUGGCAAAGAGAGGAGCAUCUACUUCCAGCCACCAUCCUUUUAUGUCAGCCCUCAGGACCUGCCUUAUGUAGAGAAUGGAGGAGUGGCUGUUCUCAACAGAAAAAAGGUGGUACACAUGGAUGUGAGGGAAAACAAAGUGAGACUUGAUGACGGGUCUGAAAUCUCUUACGAGAAGUGCUUGAUAGCAACAGGUGGAAGUCCACGAAAUCUCCAGGCUAUUGAAAGGGCUGGGGAGGAAGUGAUAAAGAGGACAACACUGUUCAGAAAGAUUGAAGAUUUCAAGUCCUUGGAGAAGAUUUCUAAAGAUGUAAAGUCAAUCACAAUUAUCGGUGGCGGUUUCAUGGGGAGUGAAUUGGCUUGUGCCCUGGGAAGGAGAGCGCGUGAAUCCGGUCUGGAGGUAAACCAGUUGUUUCCUGAGGGAGGUAAUAUGGGGAAGGUACUGCCAGAGUACCUCAGCAACUGGACCACUGACAAAGUGAAGACAGAGGGGGUCAAUGUGUUGACAGACUCUGUUGUGAAGUCAGUGAGUUACCAAGAUGACAAGCUGGAAAUAAAACUCAAGGAUGGUAGAGUGGUGAAGACUGAUCACAUUGUGGCAGCGGUGGGACUGGAGCCCAAUGUGGAGCUUGCCAAGUCAGCCGGUCUCGAAGUGGACUCUGACUUUGGGGGAUUCCGAGUUAAUGCAGAACUCCAGGCUCGCUCCAAUAUCUGGGUGGCUGGCGAUGCUGCCUGUUUUUAUGACAUAAGACUGGGCCGCAGGCGGGUGGAGCAUCACGACCACGCUGUUGUGAGUGGCAGGCUUGCCGGGGAGAACAUGAGUGGAGCAAACAAACCGUACUGGCACCAGUCCAUGUUCUGGAGUGACCUUGGACCGGAUGUUGGCUAUGAAGCUAUUGGCAUUGUAGAUAGUAGUUUACCUACUGUUGGAGUGUUUGCAAAAGCAACUGCAAAGGACACGCCCAAAGCUGCUGCAGAGGAAUCUGGUACCGGCAUCAGAUCUGAAAGUGAAACAGAAGCAGUUGCCAGCGGAGCGAGUGAGUCUACCAAGACUCCAUCUUCACCUCAGGUACCUCAGCAAGGAGAUGACUAUGGGAAGGGAGUCAUCUUCUACCUGCGAGAUAAUGUGGUUGUCGGGAUCAUACUAUGGAAUGUCUUCAACAGAAUGCCUAUUGCUAGAAAGAUCAUUAAGGAUGGAGAGGAGCAUACAGAUCUGAAUGAAGUAGCCAAGCUAUUCAACAUUCAUGAAGACUGAAGGGAUUUGUUAAUAUGAGUGUCUGUGACCUGUACAUUAUGGACUCACAUUUUUAAUGCAAUGUUACCCUUUUUGUGGAUUUGAUAAUGGUCAACAUAAUGCACUUAUAAGAGAAAAAAAUGCUAAAUGCAUGAGAAUCUAUUUUGUGUACAAUUCAAUUGUCUGAAUCAUUCAAAAGGUUUGUAAAAUGUAUUAAAUUGAGCCAGGUUCUUCUAAAAUGUCCUAUACAAUAAAUGUAUAAUAAUUUGAAUUGCUUGACAAGCUAGGCAUCCUAAUUGUAAACUUGUGUAAAGUGUUGUUUGCCCAGAGUAACUCCUUUAGGUUUUAUCUGGUGGGAGGCUAUUUGUUAUAGGAACUGCAAAAUUGAUUGAAAUAAAUGAAUAUUAUGAUUUUAUAAAAAAUAAUGUUAUCUUGUUAAUUGUUUUAUAGGACGGUCUUACAUUGUUGGUCUAAUUUGCUUUCUGUGACUAUUCCGGUAUUCUAGGUAAUCUUUCAUGUAAUUGACUUUUUAAUUAAACAUCCACAAAACAUACAUCUUUUAUAAAAUAGACACAUACCUACUGUUAAUAUUACAUAUUAUUAUUUAUUAUUCUCUUUUUAAUGUAGACAAGUUAAGUAUACUUGUCUAACAUGAAAAUCCCCAAUGAAAAUAAAUAAGUUUAAAAUUUUUUAAA